This is a messenger RNA of Penicillium samsonianum, 2148 nucleotides long. RefSeq names its product aromatic amino acid ammonia-lyase. Gene Ontology annotation, cellular component: cytoplasm. The record is from RefSeq and is a predicted model, not a curated record. The transcript is spliced from 3 exons. NCBI's taxonomy places the organism in Eukaryota, Fungi, Ascomycota, Eurotiomycetes, Eurotiales, Aspergillaceae. Bases 1 to 2148 code for a protein of 715 amino acids. Gene Ontology annotation, molecular function: ammonia-lyase activity. Gene Ontology annotation, biological process: L-phenylalanine catabolic process.
AUGAUUGAUGUCAAACUCCCCCUCGAAAAGGAGACUAGUUCACCUUAUCUAGAACAAUCAUUGCAUUCUUGGGUGAAAGUGCAAAAGUGUUCAGAGGAAACUUCUGUUCUUUUGGAUGGCGAGAAUUUAGAUAUCCCAAGUGUUGUCGCUGUUGCCAGAUAUCAUGGGAAAGCCACCGUCAACUUAGACGGCAAUAUUGUCGACCGAGUCAAUUCUAGCGUAAAAUGGCUUCGAGAGUACCUCGCAAAAGGCUAUGAUGUCUACGGCGUUACCACCGGGUUUGGCGGCAGUGCGGAUUCGCGCACUUUGGAUUUCCAUGGCCUUCAGGCUGCUCUCCUACAGUUAACCCAAACGGGGGUUUUGACUGACUCUGACUUCGCAACUGAAAAGGCCAACUACGAUAUCGGAUUCCACAGCAUGCCAGUCACCUGGGUGCGAGCCACGGUCCUUAUUCGUUGCAAUCACCUGCUCCGGGGACACUCUGGCGUGAGAUAUGAGAUUAUCGACAGUCUCUUGAAACUACUGGACCUUGGAAUGACCCCAGUUGUUCCGUUGCGAGGAUCUAUUUCUGCCUCCGGAGACCUGAUGCCAUUGGCCUACAUUGCUGGUAUCCUCGAAGGCAAUCCGGAUAUCAAAGUGCAUUGGGAUAAGGACGCGAAAGGAACUCCGACUGUCAUCUCUGCACCAGAAGCUUUGAAUAUUGCGAAGCUUGAUCCGAUCAUUUUGGGACCUAAAGAAGGCUUGGGCCUGCUCAACGGAGCGGCAGCAUCUGCAGCAGUGGCAAGUCUGGCUGUGUAUGACACCAACCAGCUCGCUACCCUCUCUCAAGUCAUUGUGGGAAUGUCCUGUGAAGCGCUCCUAGGCAAUGCCGAAAAUUACCACCACUUUAUCGCUGCUAUCCGGCCGCACAGCGGUCAGCUAGAGGUCGCUCGGAACAUCCGAAAUUUUGUGCGUGGCUCUUCCCUUCUGGAAACGUCUGAAACCAAAGAUCGCACCCGUGCCGGUUUAUUCCAGGACCGCUAUGCGAUUCGAGGUGCAUCUCAGUGGCUGGGUCCUGGCCUCGAAGAUCUUCUUCUCAGUAUCAAACAGCUCAGUGUUGAGUUGAACUCUACACAGGAUAACCCUGUGAUCGAUACAGAGUCAGGGGAAGUGUACUCUGGAUGCAAUUUCCAGGCUGCCUCUGUCACAACAGCGACCGAAAAGACGCGUCUAGCAUUACAAAUGAUGGGCAAGAUGCUGUUCAGCGUUUCUUCUGAGCUCAUCAACCCUGAUCUGAACAGAGGACUACCACCCAACCUCACGGCUGAUGACCCAAAUCUCUCCUUCACUAUGAAGGGAGUUGACAUCAAUAUGGCAGCGUACAUGUCGGAGCUCGCCUUUUUGGCAAACCCAGUUUCAUCGCAUGUUCAAUCAGCCGAGAUGAAUAAUCAGCCAAUCAACUCGCUCGCCCUGAUCUCUUCAAGAUAUACUAUGCAGGCGGUGGAGACUUUAUCCUUGAUGUGCGCCGCUCACCUUUACGUUGUAUGCCAAGCUCUUGACCUUCGAGUCCUCAGUGUCCAAUUCCAGGAUACCCUGGACAAGGAACUGGACAAGAUAACCCGCGAUGUCUGCGAUCAGCUUGCCAAUGAGCAGCUGGAUUCCUUGGUGGCAUCUUUGUCAAAGGCAGCUCGCAGUUCCUGGUCUGCCUCCGCACGGGAAAACCUCCAGCUCCGUGCACAGCUCCUUGCGAAUGAAGUGGCGAAUCCACUACUAGACUUCUUGCAAAAACAUGGCUCAAGUUCUUCUCAGUACCCUGAGCGCCUUUCAACAGUUGCCGAAGUCAAGGCCCGUGUUGGCGCCGUGUGUGAGAACCUAUAUGCAACAAUGCGAACCGCAGCCUGCUCGGACCCUCAAACCGAGAAGUAUCUUGGACACGCGUCUAAACUACUCUAUCAGUUCGUUCGAUGCGAGCUAGAGGUCCCCUUCCACACGGGACAGGUUGAGCACCCAACGGUCAAAGAGGGAUUCAAGCUGAACCGCGAACGCAAAACAGUCGGGUCCUGGAUUUCUAUCAUCUACCAAGCCAUUCGCGGGGGUCAGGUUGCGACGACACUGAUACAAUUGGCGGAUUGCUUUCACCAUUGCCGGGACACAAAAGUGGUGGAGUGA